CAGACAGGUUGAUAAGAGAAGCACUAAUAAGUCUCCUUGGGACUUACUGUGACAUUCCAACCACCUGAGCAGCCUCAAACAUCUACCAUUUAAAAAAAAAUUCUUGUCUGCCUCCCAAGUGCAGGAUUCCCCUUUACAAGCUUCUCCCCUGAAAAAAAUAAAUGAAAUAAAAUGAGCCCUGUUUAGGACCAGGAUGGGGAAGAUUCAGUCCUGCACCAGUAACAUCUUUUCUACAUAUUCACAUAUCUAAACUUCAAAGUCCAAUACCAUAUGCCCUGCAGGAUUUGAAAUUAGGGCUUUUCCUAUUGAAGAGGGGAAGUGAAACAUACAAGCAGUCUGCAGUGCCUAAAGUGUUAGGUGUUUUUUCUGAAUGUCUUAAGGUUUCUCUAUCAUAAUUUUCCUUGAGUAAUAAUUAUUUUUGCUCUUUAGGAGUGAAGCCUAUUGAAUUUACAGAGAAACUGUUGGAUAGAAAGAAGCACUAGGGCAAUAGUAGUACAGUUUGCCCUCUCUUCCCUCCCCCCCGCCUCCAACCUCUUCGCUAUGGUGUCUCUGCUGGCUGAAAUACCACCAUCAGGGGGCAUCAUUCUAUCCUCAUUUAUAGAGUCCAUUAGUAUCAACCAAGACAGCUCACUUCUAGAUUAUUGCGUCAUGGCUUCAGGGCUUGUUUUCCUGGGGCUCAUCCUCAUUAAUCUUUAUUUUCAACUGUUCAGAAUGAUUCAAAAGAGUCUCCUAGAGUACUGGCAGGAACCAUGGAACUGGCUAGAGUUCUCUCGUUGGACUUCGUUUUUUUUCUACUACAUAUUCUACAUUUAUCAUUUUGUUCUUGUUCUGAAGGGGGUACUCAUCACUUUUGCACAAGAUGCAAAGAAAUCCUUUCAAAAUUAGCUCUUGGUGACGUUGAGGGAAGUCACUCUCUGCACUUGUGGGAAGAUGUCCUUCAUUGGUCAACGGAAGCAAAAAUCAGCUGAUGGCAACUCUGUGCAGCCUGGCAGUAAUUUCUAUCUGGAUGAGUUUGAAAAUCUGACCAAUGAACUGCUGUUCAGAAUCAAUGCAUUUCUCCAACAGGCUUCACUGCUCCUUCCCUGCCAAGCCCCCCGUCCUCCCCCAUCCCCACAUACACACUUACAAAGAGGAGUGGGGAUGAAAAGGAUGAAAACCCUUUAAUGGCUCACUCUGAUUAUUCCGACAGUCAGGCAUCGGAAAGGCCAAAGGCAGUCUGAAUUUAGGUUACUCAACUGAACACAUUGAAAUCACUUAACGUAUUAGAUAAUUCUCCCCAAGGAAAGUACUCUGGGAAGUGAAAUCCUUAAUGUUCACAGUCCAGCUGUCAAGUGUGUGCACCCUUGUUUGCAAAGAGCUAUUUUUAAUGUAAC
This is a messenger RNA of Chelonia mydas (Green sea turtle), 1373 nucleotides long. RefSeq names its product polycystin 1 like 1, transient receptor potential channel interacting (gene PKD1L1). The transcript is spliced from 5 exons. NCBI's taxonomy places the organism in Eukaryota, Metazoa, Chordata, Testudines, Cheloniidae. The record is from RefSeq and is a predicted model, not a curated record. Gene Ontology annotation, biological process: detection of mechanical stimulus. Bases 541 to 885 code for a protein of 114 amino acids. Gene Ontology annotation, molecular function: calcium channel activity. Gene Ontology annotation, cellular component: membrane.